This is a messenger RNA of Entrophospora sp. SA101, 1650 nucleotides long. Lineage: Eukaryota; Fungi; Glomeromycota; Glomeromycetes; Entrophosporales; Entrophosporaceae. The record is from the annotation of a GenBank genome assembly.
AUGUUGAACGAAUUUAAUGAAUUAAAUUUAGAUAUUUUAGUGCCAAAUGGCGUUUUUCAAUGUAAAGAAGAUGAAAUUGACAAAUUAUUUAACGCUGAACAAAGAACUCAAGCUUAUUAUGAUGAAUUUCUUCAUUUAUACCUCCUUCUAACUUUGCCACCAAACUCAAACGUAAAUUCUAAAAGUUCUGCUUUGGAAUUAUUUCAACAAUUCGAUAUUUCGGUCGAAGCAUCAAUUGUCGAUGAAAGUUUGAUGGUGAUGCCUAAAAAUACUCUUCCACCCGUAUAUCUACCUACACCACCGUUGAUGGAUACGAAAACUAUUAAAGCUCCUGAAGGAACUUUGAUAUUUUAUUAUAAUUACAAUCCAAAAAACAAAGAUAAACAAAUGGUGGUUGUUCAAAGAAACGAAUGUUGGAGCUGUGUUGUACCAUUAAGCGUGCCUGUGGUUUAUGUAAAGACUCACGUACAAUCACCAGCAUUAUCACUUGGUGUUUUCGUUAGACAAAAACCAAAACCAGUAGAUUCAUUAAACAACAAAUCUGAUUCAGAUUAUUAUAUAUCAUCGGAAAAUUAUGGUUUAAUGAAUUUAUUAGGAGGUUUAAAAGAUGGUCAUUUCAAUGUAUCACCAAAAAAUUUAAUUUUAAAUCAUAAUGAUAUAAAAAGAAGCAGUUCAUCUUCAUCAACAUUUUCAAAUCAAUCAACUAAACGUUCAGUUCGUAAAAUAUUAUCAGUUAAAGCUGCCUUAAAUGUUAAAAUGAGAACAACAAGUAUUUCGCCCUUAGACAAUAUGUUGAUGAUGUCUGUAGAAUUGGAAAAUAAUUCAGAAACAAAGAAUUCAUUUUCAAUAGAAUCCAUUAAUGUACAUAUUGUAAAUGGAUUUAUAAAAAGAUACGAAUGGAAUCCUGACGACGACAUUGAUCAAACAACUUUUCUGUACAGUAUCACAAUACUUGAAAAUCCGAUAUUUCCAAAAUUUAAUCCACAAUAUUUCCCAUCACCACAACCAAACUCUAAUAAUCAAUUGGUACGAAAAUUUUCAAUAACACCGCCAACCAAUCCAUAUUUAAACAAUAAUCCAAAUUCAUCAUAUCCUGUGACCGAGGAAAAACAACGACAUUUAUCAAUAACUGUUAAAGGAUCUUCUAGAAGCAAUACAAUAUUUUUGCCAACUGGCGUGUCUACUCCAACUGCUUCAAAAUCUUCUUAUAAUAUAACGAAUAAUAAAAAAAAUGGUAUAAUAUCUAAAUUAAAAAAUAUACCUGAAAAUCCUGGAAUCCGUCACAACAAUCACAACAAUAUUGAUAGCAGGAGCAUUAAUAAUAACAGCCACAAUAAUAAUCAUAAAGAAGCUAAUGAUGGUGUAGUUGUAUCAUUCUUGGAACACGAAACUUCUGAUGCUGACGUUAUAUGUUUGGAAAAUAAUGUUAGAAUUGGACCAUUGAAUCCUUCAACGUGUGAAUCAGUCACAUUACAUUUUAUCGCAGUAAAAGAAUCUUUACAUUCAAUAGAAUUGAUACAAUUGGUCGAUGAUGAUACUGGAUUCAUUACUAAUUUACGCAAUGUGCUUGAUGUAUACGUUAGUCGAGGUUAUUACGACAAUAAGAAUUAUGUAUCAAAAGUUGCUACUCAUAUAGAAGUUACAGGUUAA